AUUUACAAUGUUUAGAAUUACGACAAAAAAUAGUUAUAAAUUAAAAAGGUUUUUAAAUUUUACAUCAGAAAUACAAAAAAAUCAUCACUUAAAAGAAUUAGCUUUAGAUUUUCAUUCUUGUUUUGAAACUUUACUUAAAAAAUAUAAUUUUUCUAAUACAAAAUUGAAUAAUUUUGAGUUAGAUAUUUCUGAAAAACCUGUUGAAUUUAAGUUUACUGAAUCUAAUCCAUCACUUAAUUAUCUUGAUUCUACUAUUUAUGCAUAUGAUAAAGGAUUAAUUUCAAGAGAAAGUUAUAGAAAUUUAGUAGCUAUUCAACCUUUACUAGAAAGAGAGCAUACUAUUGCUAUAUGGCAAAAAGAAAUUAAUAAAAUUAUGGAAGAAAUAAUUUCAAUCAAAGAAUUUAAUAUCAAAUUUACUUCAAUUAUAAAUAAUUAUGAAGAAAUUUUAAUUAAUGAAGCUCAAAUUGGAAAUA
Messenger RNA from Dentiscutata heterogama, 473 nucleotides. Lineage: Eukaryota; Fungi; Glomeromycota; Glomeromycetes; Diversisporales; Gigasporaceae. The record is from the annotation of a GenBank genome assembly.